CCUGAAUAUAGUUUUUAUAAACUUAACAACAAAGUAAGACAUAAAGGUGUUGUGUUAAAAUGGCGACUAGAUUGAAUCUCACCAAAAUUUUAUUGGUUGUUUUGGUUCUACUUCUAUCAAUUUCAUUGGAGGUAGAAGCUAGAAGAAAAAUAUUACGAGGACGAAAAACUAUUAAUAGAUCAUACAUGAGAGAAAGUGCAGUACCACCUUUUGUUGUAGUAAUAUUGGUAGCCAUUGGAGAAAUAAUUUUUGGAGGAAUAUUAUACGUAAUAUUUAAAUUUUGUAUUUUGGAUAAACCAAUCAGUCCAAGAUAUCAAAUGGCUCCUAGGGAAGAACCAUAAUUAGAAAUAAUUCCUGACAUAAGGAAAACUAUAUAAUAAAUCUAUUUUCUACGUUGAUGAAUAUUUUUUAAUUUUGCA
Diorhabda carinulata is the source of this 419-nucleotide messenger RNA. RefSeq lists its product as uncharacterized. Bases 60 to 341 code for a protein of 93 amino acids. The record is from RefSeq and is a predicted model, not a curated record. The transcript is spliced from 3 exons. Lineage: Eukaryota; Metazoa; Arthropoda; Insecta; Coleoptera; Chrysomelidae.